UCCACCACCACCUCCCCGUCCACCUCCUCCUCCUCCACCACCACCUCCCCGUCCACCUCCUCCACCACCACCUCCUCCCCCUCCUCCACCACCUCACCACCCCUCCACCUCCACCACAGUUGUUGUGAGAGGAGCAGAGACCAGCCAGACUCUGACCGUCUCAUCACCAGACGACCCGAAGCUGUCGCUUCUCCCAUCCAAAUAAACAAAGGAUCCAUUUCAAGAUGUAUCCUCAGGGCCGACAUCCCGCACCUGGACAUGGUCAGCCGAGUCAGCCUGGGUUCAAGUUCACCGUAGCAGAGUCCUGCGACAGGAUCAAGGACGAGUUUCAGUUCCUGCAGGCCCAGUAUCACAGUCUUAAGGUGGAGUACGACAAGCUGUCCAAUGAGAAGACAGAGAUGCAACGUCACUAUGUCAUGUAUUACGAGAUGUCCUAUGGGCUCAACAUAGAGAUGCAGAAACAGACCGAGAUCGGCAAGCGGCUCAACGCGAUUCUAGCUCAAAUUAUGCCUUUCCUGUCACAAGAGCACCAACAGCAGGUAGCCCAGGCAGUAGACCGAGCUAAACAGGUCACCAUGACUGAGCUCAAUGCCACCAUCGGGGUACGUGGGCUUCCCAGUCUGCCCCUCACCCAGCAACAGCUCCAGGCUCAGCACCUGUCCCAUGCAGCCCACGGUGGUCCUCCCCUCCUGGCCGCCCACCCGUCCGGGCUCCAGCCUCCUGGGAUAAUCCCAGGGUCUGGGCUGCUGGCCCUCGGAGCUCUGGGGAGCCAGGCUAACCUCCCUGUUAAGGAUGAGAAGAAUCAUCACGACGUGGAACACAGAGCAGAGAGUACGAAUAACGUCUCCCCGACCGACAGCCUGAGAACAGCCAGUGAGAAACACAGCUCCUCCGACUACAGUCUGGACUCUAAGAAACGCAAAGUGGACGAGAAGGACAGUAUGAGCAGAUACGACAGUGAUGGAGAUAAGAGUGAUGACCUGGUCGUAGAUGUGUCCAAUGAGGACCCCGCUACCCCUCGGGCUAGCCCCGCUCACUCGCCCGAGGGGAACAGCAUCGGUAAGCCCCGCCCCCAGAAGGACACGCCCACCAGCCCCGCCUCUGUAGCGUCGUCCAGUAGCACGCCCUCCUCCAAGAACAAGGAAAACCAUAAUGACAAGUCAUCAAUGCCAGGCCUGAAGUCGACCACCCCCACCCCUCGUAGCGACGCCCCCACCCCAGGCACCUCCACCACUCCUGGGCUGCGGCCCAUCCUGGGCAAACCCCCUGGCAUGGAGGCUCUAGCUCUGAGGACUCCCCUGUACCCUCCCUUCGUUAUGAUGGGUCAUCAUCCUGAGAUGAACGGAGGUCUGACCAGCCCUGGCGUCUACGCUGGACUGCACGUCUCCCCUCAGAUGAGCGCUGCCGUUGCAGCGUACGGACGAACGCCCAUGGGAUUUGAUCCUCAUCCCCACAUGAGACCGGGUCUUCCAGCCAGUCUCACGUCGAUAUCUGGAGGAAAACCAGCCUACUCCUUCCACGUGAGUGCGGACGGCCAGAUGCAGCCGGUACCGUUCCCUCCGGACGCCCUGGUAGGCCCGGGGAUUCCCCGGCACGCCCGUCAGAUCAACACGCUGAGCCACGGCGAGGUGGUGUGUGCCGUCACCAUAUCCAACCCAACCAGACACGUCUACACAGGAGGGAAAGGCUGUGUCAAGAUCUGGGACAUCAGCCAACCGGGCAGCAAGAGUCCUGUCUCUCAACUAGACUGUCUGAACAGGGAUAACUACAUCCGUUCCUGUAAGCUGCUCCCUGACGGUCGUACCCUCAUCGUAGGAGGAGAGGCCAGUACUUUAACCAUCUGGGAUCUGGCCUCCCAGACGCCUCGUAUCAAGGCUGAGCUGACGUCCUCCGCCCCGGCCUGCUACGCCCUCGCCAUCUCCCCAGACGCCAAGGUCUGUUUCUCCUGUUGCAGCGAUGGGAACAUCGCCGUCUGGGACCUGCACAACCAGACUCUCGUCAGACAGUUCCAGGGCCAUACGGACGGGGCCAGCUGUAUAGAUAUCUCUCACGAUGGGACCAAGCUGUGGACAGGAGGUCUGGAUAACACGGUACGCUCCUGGGACCUGAGAGAAGGACGACAACUACAGCAGCACGACUUCACCUCACAGAUCUUCUCUCUAGGAUACUGUCCGACGGGGGAAUGGUUGGCUGUAGGGAUGGAGAGCAGUAAUGUAGAGGUCCUUCACCACACCAAGCCUGACAAAUACCAGCUACAUCUCCACGAGAGCUGUGUCCUCUCCCUCAAGUUCGCUAACUGCGGUAAAUGGUUUGUGUCUACAGGGAAGGACAACCUGCUGAAUGCCUGGAGGACUCCAUAUGGAGCCAGUAUAUUCCAGUCGAAGGAGUCUUCGUCAGUCCUGAGCUGUGACAUCUCAGCAGACGACAAGUACAUCGUCACAGGCUCCGGGGACAAGAAGGCUACUGUCUACGAGGUCAUCUACUAGAGACAGACACACAGACGGACAGGACAGAUGGGAUUAUGGUGGAGUGGAGGACCUCAAAUGGGAUUAUGGUGGAUUGGAGAACCUCAGAUGGGAUUAUGGUGGAGUGGAGGACCUCAAAUGGGAUUAUGGUGGAUUGAAGAACCUCAAAUGGGAUUAUGGUGGAGUAGAGGACCUCAAAUGGGAUUAUGGUGGAGUGGAGAACCUCAAAUGGGAUUAUGGUGGAGUAGAGCACCUCAAAUGGGAUUAUGGUGGAUUGGAGAACCUCAGAUGGGAUUAUGGUGGAGUAGAGGACCUCCUUCCUCCCUCACAGAGACAGACAUCCUGGAUGUGAUGUUGGCGUUCUGGAGUCUGCUGGCCCACA
Oncorhynchus mykiss (rainbow trout) is the source of this 2847-nucleotide messenger RNA. NCBI's taxonomy places the organism in Eukaryota, Metazoa, Chordata, Actinopteri, Salmoniformes, Salmonidae. The record is from RefSeq and is a predicted model, not a curated record.